Molecule: messenger RNA, 14463 nt
Organism: Porites lobata
Lineage: Eukaryota; Metazoa; Cnidaria; Anthozoa; Scleractinia; Poritidae
Source: the annotation of a GenBank genome assembly
GUUGUUUUAUACGUGAAUAAACCUUGUGUUGUCGGUUCCGCGCUUUGAAUGUGGCUUCUAAUCAAAGACGUCGAACGAAGGAAAAGCUCGCUGUCAGAAAAUAAAGGUAACAUGGAACUUGAAAUAUUUAUCAAACUUGAAAUUAAAAUUUCCAUGGAAAUCAUUGCAAAAUUAUUUCUUUUUCCACUCGCAGGUCUUGUGCUCACCACGGGCGUGCAUGUGGUCGGAAGAAAAGGUACUCAACUCUUAAAAUUAUAGUCAAGUUUCUGGGCCCGGCCAAUCAAAGCGAUAUUUAUCAACUUCUCCCGUAGUCCUGCAGCGCGCAGUGAUCAAGUAAGCAGCCUGUUUUCAGUUGGCCUUUUCAGUUUUCUGUUGGAGGGUUGUCCUGUAGGCAGCAAAUCUUAUAUGCACUUCAGGGGCGUAGCUAGCAUUUUUGCAUAGAGGGGUUGCUAAUGUGGUACUUUUGUCUACAAUACUCGUCAGAAAUCUUGAAACACUUGUGUGAUUUUCCCCUCCCCAAUGUUGAUUUAGGUAUUGCAGUCAUCUCGAUCAGUGCUCCAAAAUACACGUGGCUCAACAUUGGGGAAGGAGAGGGGGCACAUUUGAGUGAGAACAAAGGUGUGAAGAGUGAAUGUAAGAAAUUUGGAGAAAAUUUAAGACAAAUGGCUUCUGUUUCAGUGAUUUGUGACGAGGAUUGUAGAUUGACUAGAUGGCCUGCGGAAGGCAUAGGGUAUAAGGUAUUCUCCCCGGGAAAACUUUAAUACUUAAGGUCCUCAGAAAUUCCGUUUUGUGACUCUAAGCACAAAUUUCCAAUAACAGUUACAAGUGGCAUUUUUUCACUUUCAGUGAAGAGAUAGUGUGAUAGACUUUAAAACGUAUAUAUGUUAAUAAUUGUUGAAUACAUCAGUUAAAAACACACAUUGUAGUCUUGUGACUUUCCGUUUACUCAGCUAAUAUAUUAGGGAGCUUAAGCAACAACGACAGCGAUGGCAACAGAAACAGCGAAAAACCAAUAGGUUUAGAUUGGCAAAGUAACAACUUUGCACAUGCAUCAUGCUUUUUUGUACAUUUCUUAGCCGUUGUUGCACGACUACAACAUGAAAGUGCCUAAUUUCAUGUUUUUUCGAGGAGUGGAACACAAGACAACAACUUUCCUUUUCUUUUCCUGAACUUUGAUACAGUCCUUUAGAAUUAAACUCCAAAUUUGACGAAUUAAACGAGAUGGAAUAAGCGCGAUAAAGUUUGAAGCAGUGCAAAUUCACUUUUUAAGUGACGUUUUGUUAGCCUUCACCUCCAUUGUUGCUUAAGUUCCCUAUUAGCAAGAAGGAGACGUCAUGGAUGCUUCCGUGCAAAGGUGUCGGUUGUUAGACUUAAGCCAAUUUGCGUAAUGCAUUGUGCGGAUUCUCGCUCAUUAGUCAUGGUCACUGCCAAGUUCUUUUUAAGUAUGCACAAUGUGCUAUGCCAUCGCUCAUGUUCUCCUGAUGUAAUUUGUAAUGUACUUGAAAAAAACGUAUGUUUCAGUGAAAAAUAGUGAUGAAUUACAGUGACCUUGUUUAUUGCUGAGACUGACUAAGAUGUCUCUGGUGUUUAAUAAGAAAAUAUAUGCCACUGCAUGCCACCAUUAAUAUUGUACCAUUGUUACUUAAUUAGUUACAUGAGAAGGAAAAUUUUACUAUAAUCUCAUUUGAUUUUAGCUGUUUGUCAUUUGCCAGUCCUUUUUUACCUGGAUCUGGCCUGGGGAGAUUAGCAGGUUUGAGGAAAAGAAUCUUUAAUGAAGCCUAUCUAGUCUGAGUUGUUACUGUGCAGUAGAAAAGACGUGUAUGACCUUGUCACUUUUCUUUGCACUGUUAACAUUCUUUGAUUAAAACACAAACUGAAAUCCUUUUUUUGUAGACUGCCGAGUAUUGAUACAUGAUGAUGCUUCUAUUAGUCGGAAACACAGUGUCAUAACUGUUCAACAUGACCAGGCCAAUCUGGUAUGUGUGAUAUAGAAAAAAACUACAUCAAGUUAAAGUUGCAUAACCUAGAUAGAGUGAAAAAGUACAGUAAGCAUAAAUUAAUGUAAUAAUUAAUAUUUGUUGAUGAUUAUUUGAGAGUAAGAAACAUGUAUCAGAAUUUCAGAUUUUAAACAUGAGAAUUUGGGGAUUAUUUAAGUAAGCAUUAACAUUCCCAUUUUGUCAUCCAAUCUUCAUGUUGACUUUGAAAAUCGUCAUAAGUUAAGUCAAAUUUAAAAAUAUUAUGCAAUACGUUUUAUUAGAAAAUAAAUAUUCAGGAAAAAAAUAAUAUUAGAAGUAAAAAGAUGCAUUUAAUUAUCUGCUUGGAAUUCCGAAAAACCCUAAAAAAAUACUCUAUUUUCAAAGUUUCUGUAAUCUUUUUGGAGAAUUAAUUCAGAAAAUAUCCUUGUACACUGUAAGCCUUCCAAAAUGCCCUACCAAGGGGAAACCAUUAUUACUGAUUUUGGUAGGUGUGUUGUAGUUCAAUUUUCCUCAGGUAAAUUAUCUUUCUGUUGUCUUGGGUAUGCCAAUGUCUAAUUAAUAAAUGAGAGGUCUUUAAUAGUCAGUACUCUUCAAAGUAAUUUUCUUGGCAGUGACUUGAUUGACGGUAUUUUGGAAAGUCAGGUCACUAAGGAGAGGAGGUCAGGUACAGAUGUUUUAAAAAAUCUUGUGGGUCUUUUGUAGGGUGAUCCUUGUCAAAUGUCACAAGUGUUUCUUGAAGACUUCUCUAAGUAUGGGACUUUUAUAAAUGGCAUUAGAAUCACCGGGACAGUUAAUGUGAAGAGUGGUGAUGAAUUAUUAUUUGGAAAAAACAACAGUCUCUACAGGUAACUAUUUCGUGUAAAGUGAUCACUGUCAAAUUCCAGUUUAACUCAAAACAAUAAUCACAGGUAAGGAACAUUUUUGUAAAGCAAGGUGUAAAGUAAUGAUUUUGUUUGUCUCAAGAUCAUCCACAAAUAAUUUUUUCAUUACUUAUGCUACAAUACCUUUUAACCCUUUAAACCCUAAGAUCAAAAUUGGUAUUCUCAUUUGUUCCCUCUAUUCAUUUCCUAAAGAAGAAGUGGGGAGAAGUUGAUAAAAUAUUGAGAAAAUUCAUCUUGUGUGACUAUGUCCAUAAUUCUCAUGACCACUCUGUUUUACAAAGCAUUGAUAUUACAAGGAGAAAUUUGAUACUGAAAUACUCUUAGGGCUUAAUGGACAAUGUAUGAUUUUCAGGUUACAAUAUAUUCCCUUGGUUGUUGUCACCUCUUGUCUUGAUGAGAAAAAGAAAAAUACGCUCAAGAGUCAUGUUCUUCAACUUGGUAUGUAAGCUAUUGAGCUGUUAUUUUAUUUCUGGCCACUAUGUUAGCUCAGAGAAGGGGUGGUAGGUAGUGAGUCAGUAGUCCUUAAAGAGGAGCUACAUGGAUCAGCAGUCUACUUCAAAACUAAAACGUUUGCAGCAGUAGUAAUAGUAUUGAGGAGUGUUGACCACUGUUAUAACUGAAUAAAUGCAGGAAUUUCCCAGUUCACAAGUUCUAUUUUGUGAGAGUUGUGAGGCUUAACGAAAUCCAUCAACUUCUUAUUUUUCUUGUCAAAGGGUUUUCUAUUUCUGUUUGGGAGUUCUAAUAUAGGGCUAACAUCUCAACUUCCCUUUCAAGAUGUCUUUUGAUAUUAUGUUUUUCCUGUAAAUAAGCUUGUUUACAUCUUGAAUAAAGUUAGUAUGUAUGUAUGUAACUAUGGCUAGUAAUAAUAUAAUAAUUUUAUUAUUAUUACUGGUACCAUACCAGAAACUGUCUAAUUAUAUUUUUGUGCAGAGAAUUCUUAUUUUCGAUUUUGUAUCUAUUUUGGGGAUGGGGAGGGGGUGGGAAUCCUCAUUGGUUGAAUCAUAUUGUCCUAUGACAUACAAAUGAAUGUUGGACAUUGCAACCAACAGCAACAACUACAUCGUUAAGAUAAGCACACUAACUUUACCUUAACAGGAAAAAAGGGGCAAGAGAUGGGAAAGAGGGGCUACUUUCAUCAAAAGAGAAGCUCAUUAUUUGCGGUUUUAACAAUACAAAAUAUACGAUAACCUACACUGUCCUAAAUACUGUUAUGCCUAUGUGUGUGCUAGGUGGUCAUAUGAUCAAUGACUGGAGGGCAAACACUGUUGUAACUCACCUGGUAAUGGAUGGACUGACAUUUACUAUAAAAGUAAGCACACUGCAGUUAUGUACUUACUGUCAAACUAUUAACAAAAUGGUGAAUCCCUUGAAAAAUCCAAGAUUGUUGUUUAUGUUAUGACUAACUACCCAACACCACAUAUCAGACGUGAUACUGUGAAACCUUGGAGUUGAGAUAUCUCACACUUGAUAAUUGGACUUCUUUUAAAUUUCCUGACACAAUAAUCUUUCCAAAAACAUUGCUGCUGUUCACAGUUUCCAUAGGUCAUUGCUGUUAUACUGCUGUGUUGAUUGCUUGUACAGCAGAAAUAUAAAAGGGUGUUAACAGUGGGUUUGGCAAUGAAACAAUCCUAAACAUUAAUACGGUAAAUCCUCUAUUAAGCCCCCCAUCUCAAAUAAGCGCCCUUCCCCUAAUAAAUCCCCCUUUUCAGGGAGAAGAAAGUCAAGAAGCUCCCUUCUCUAUUAAGCCCCCCUACCCUCCCCUUAUUAUUCUUCAGUAAUAAAUUAUAGACUAUAUUAAUCAAUCAUGACCGUUGAACUUCGUGUGAACUGAUCUAGGAUAGUUUAUUUACCAACUGGAAGUUUGGAAUUGUUUUUGAUCCUUAGCUGCAUGAACUCCAACCUUCUUGUACUUGAGCUUAUCCACUUUAUAUUCUAGGUCUUAAACCGCCUGUCUCUAUUAAGCCCCCCCUCACAUGGGCUUGAAAUAAAUAAGCCCCCCCCCCCCCUGGGGGCGGGCUUAACAGAGGAUUACCAGUAAUGCAAUGUUGAUUACACUUGUGUAUUUUCACGGGAAAACAUUCCUUAAAUAUAUUUUAGUUGACACAAUUCAUAAGCGGUAAAGCUGUGUUGGGGCAUAAAACCUGAGACAUAUGACAUGUUUUUGACCAGUUGUUACAGCCAACAGAUACUUUAAGGUCCUAUGGUAACAGCUGAUUUGGUACUUUUGAAUUGUCUGUUAAUUUAUCUUUUUUUGCCUAACUGUUCGGCAGGUGAUUCAUGCUUUAGCUGAGUGUUGUCCAAUUGUCACACCAUCCUAUUUUGAUGACAUUAUAAAUUCUACUAACGCAGGUCCAGCUCCUCUCCCUGUGGAAAGGUAUGGCUACAGAGACAAUUUUUUUUUUCUUCGUGAAUUAUAAUUUUAACUCCAUAAUUUCACUGAAACUUUUUUUUAUGAUUUGUAGCAGCUACCUUCCACCCCUAAAGGAAGAGACUAUUAGUUCUCAAGGUGCAAGUUUUCUUCCCAGGGAAGCCAGAAAAUCUUUGUUCCAUGGAAAAACCUUCAUCUUUAUCAGUAAAAAGCAGGUUAGCAGCUAGACUGUUGUUUAUAACUAGUGUCUUACAUAAGGUAAUGUUGGCUUAAAAAAACCCCUCAAAUGGCGAUGCUAAAAAAAUGAUGCUUAAAAAACUAAAAUAGCACAUUUACCCCAUUUGUUGUUUGAAGCUAGUAAAGCUGUUUUCUGGUCACUAUCUGGCUGGAAAGAACUAAAACUGCCCAUUCCAAAAUGUUGUUUUAAAGUUUUUGUGCUUAAUGUUUAAUGGACAGCUUCCCAUGUUUGUGCUGCAAGCACCUACUUUCUCUCCUUCCCACUUCUUUGUAUUUUCUACAUAGUGUUUGCACACAUGUAGGUACAUACAGGAUUGUUAUCUCAGUUAUUACAACAUUAUUUUUAGUACAAACGGUUGCAGAAUGCAGUUGGCUCAAGUGGUGGCAUUGUUUUAUUGAGGGAUGUACCCGGAAGUGAGAGUGAUGAUGGUCUGGUAUCUAAAGAUGUUUGUGUUAUGAUGAUGGAUAGUAAAGAACAAAACUCAUUGCCAACAGAGUCUCAAAAGUGGGUCUUACAUGUAGUUGAAGCAUUGAGAAGGUUUGUGCAUAGGUUCAUUACUUUGCUGUGAAUUACAUAUCCCGUUUUCUUUACCUAACCAAACAGUACAUUGAAGACUUUUUUCAGUAUCUGAAGUAUCAAAAGUGAAAUGUUUUGACAGUAGUUAUCAUCAUCAUCAGUAGUUUAAGAGAAAGCAGGAACAGUGGAUCAGCAAAUUGUGAGCCUAAAAUGUAUUUGUUAAGCGAUUUUUCUAAAUACUUCAUCAGAAAGCAUUAUUUUAUUUAGAACUGUUGUUGAAACUUAUUAGAAAUGAGACCCAGAUGUUAAUAGAAACAAAGUUAUUAGAAAUGUACUACAAAAGAAAAAUGCCAUAUGACCUGCUUCAUGACUACAUAAUCAAACCAAAUGUUUUGGGUAACAAAAGACUUCAAUAUUUCUUUGAUAGACAUGGAUGUCGUCCUAUCCCAGAGUCUGAGAUUGGCUUAGCUUUGCUAUUUGUUUCAUUGGACAAGUAUUGUAAUCCAAGUAUUACUGCUGGUUUGUAUACAGUGUUUCAUCAUUUGACUGUGACAACAGUUCCUCUGUUAAGGUUAUGUGUACAAGCAGCUGUCCUGACACACAAAUUGUAAAUAUUUGUUCCUUCAUACUAGUUCCAACAUUAACGCAAAAUCUUGUCAGCCAGUCUUUCCAAGCUGCAGAUAUAAUGUCACAACAGAUGGUAGCCAAUUAUCCAAAGGUAAUUUCAGUUGGUUUAAUUUUUGGUCUUCACUUUUUACUAGGGACCUACCAUAGUAGACACCUUUGAAUUUGAAAUUUCUUUUUCAUUGAACAUUUUUGUUUGUCAUGUGAGUUUGAAGUGAAGCAACAUGCUAAGUGGUUAGAGUGCUAGAUUUGCUAGCCUGAGACCAGGCUUCGCAAUGAGGGAAAAAAGGAGGUGAUACAGCAAAAAAAAAAAAUUGGUGAACAAAGCAAACCAUCCCCCAGACUCCCCGGGUUUUUUUCGCCUUUUUUCCCCACUGUAGACCCUGGUCCGAUCCUAGGCUAUAGAUUUGUGAUCCGGCAACCUUAGGUUUAACUCCCAUCCUGACAGCUAGCUGGAUUUCUUCUUGGUAUUCCCAAGUUCAAAUCCUCAAUCAACCUUGCAAAUAGCCAACUGGUUUGCCUCCAGCCUGUCAGGAUUAUAAACCCUGUUAUAAUUAUUGUUUGCUUGUCCUUGCUAGUCACUAAGCUAUAAAUACUGUCAAGGGUAAAAAAUGGGAUAGUAGUUUUACUAUUUUAAAGGGUAGUAAAAACUUAUAAAUACCAUAGGGUGAAAAACUGGCCACACUGUGUGCAUAGCAUAACCUGUAGGCUAUAUCUAAAAUCUGGAAAGCUCCUUGAAAGGUACAUAUGAGGUAUAACCAAUUUUUUGGCAGCCCCAAGUUCAAGUCCCGCCCUGACUGCUAUUAUCAUCUUUAUGUAUCAUUAUCAUUAUCAUUAUCAUAAUUAUGGUUUAUUAUUACGUAUUGAGUGGUGUCUACAUGGAGGUAGCUAAUUGUAGACAGUAAUGGAAGCCGGUGAAGCUGUGAAGGUUGAUGAUGAUCAGGUAAAAGGUCUGAUGUCUCAGUCACACUCAUCUCCAUAACUAUUCAGAAAACCUCAGGUAUUGGUUUGCUGAUAUCCGGCAGUUGAGCAGACAGGGCAUUGUUUGGCUAGUUGUUUAUUCCCAGGGACAUUUGAGUUACAUGUUCCCUGGUAAACAUCUUUAACUUUGUGCAUUUGGUUGAUCAUGUGGCCUUUUGUUAAAUGCUCAUGUCAAGUGAUGGAUUGGGUUAUUACCUGAGACACUUCAUGAUCGCAGUGCAGAUAUCUGAAACCUUCAAAAGCUUUGUUAUGUUUGCUGGUAUUUUUUUGGUAGAAUAUCAGUGACUGGGAUUUUCUCUUUCUUUCUUUUCUUUCUUUCGUUUUGAAAGUUCAAAAAACCAAUCACACCUGUGAAGCAUGUCAGACAGGACAAGAGUGAAAGUGUUAGUUCUGUGAAAGAAACUGGCCUGGCCAGCACAACUGUCCACAACUCCUUGAAGACUAAAAGGUACAGUGUAUGUAUACUUUGUACUAACGGUUGCCGGUCGUUUUGAUUCAAGUUGUUUCGAUACGGGUUUUCUCUAUUGAGUACUUUGCUUAAAAAACAAAGGAUUUUCACCCAAAAUGUUUCUCUUGUUGCAUGCAAACUAUGCUCAAAGUAAUCAAAAUUUUUGUGCAAUUUCACUGCUUCAGUUUGUAUCAAAACGAAUGUAAGUAACUUUGGAAACCGGUCGUUCCAAUACAUGUCUUAGAGAUAAGGAUUGAUAAGCUGCACACAAAUUUUGAUCAUUUAAAGAAAAGGGGUCUAUUGUUUGAAAGUAAAGUUGUCCUCGUGAACAUAUGUCGUGAAUAUUCCUACUACGCGAAACUAUUUAUACCCAGACCGAAUUAACUUGUGUGGAAACGACCGGUAAGCGUUACAUCGCCCUAAAUUGCAUGUACUAGAAAAGAAUCAUUUCAAAUCUUCUCUCCUUGCUGGUUCAUUGCCUGAGGUUAAUGAAUUAAUAACUCGGACACAUGGACAGUUUCUCUCAAACUUUUUUCGUGGAAUUUUAUGUCAACAACUAACAACAGCUUUAUUACUUCCGUGGAGCGCGAAGUAAAAGAUUCGCGACGCUCAGGAAUGUAGCAAAGUUGACUUUUUUUGACAAGAUUGGGCAUGCAAAGUCUGUAGGUUUUCGGUUUUAUUCUGCUAUUUGACGAAGUGAGAGCCGAAUAAGAUCGAGAUAUCUUGAGAUCACGUCGCUUUUUAAAUUUAUUUAUUCUUUAACUUUUUCGAGGAGGAAAGAAUUAUUAUUUUGGCUUUCCCGGGCUUUGAACCGACUCACCUGUGUGACCCGUCAGAUCAAAGGAGACUCUCAAAAAAGAUUUUUUUUCGGCCCUUUGGGCCUCAGUUUCAUCUAAAAAUAAAGGGGGGUGGGGGGGGGCGGGCCCCCGAUCCCCUCUUCUGGAUCCGCCACUGGUAAAUGUAAAUAUUAAUAAUUAUUACAUUAUGAAACUUUAAAAGUUAUAGGGAAAACAAGAAAAAAACUACAAUAAUAAGAUAGUAGAGCACAAGCAAUGACACACAAAGGCUUAGCUACUGCAGUCAAUCCGACUCUGCCAAAUUUGAAGUUGCAGCUAUUUAUUGAAAGCAUAGUAACUAUGUUGAUAGCAUUACCAUUUAGCUCCACGUAUUUAAUUGGACUUUUCACGUUCUCAAAAACCACCCAGAACGGCAGAAAAGAACAUGCAUCAGAAAAGAUAGAAAUUAUACAAUCAGAGCUUCAAAAAGUUCAGAAAAAGGGCGCUGCUUCUUUCCUUUUUUAUUAAACUGACCAGCGAUAUAAAUCACUGUUUUGGCAGAGUGUUCGGUUGGUAACAGGUGUCAUUUAGGUCAACUUUUUCGUUUUACCAGAUUUUGCUCUUACAAAACAGCCAUAUUGUUUUUAGUUUAUUUUUAAGAAAUGGGGAAAACUCUUUUCCAAACUUUUAUUAUUAUCGCUCUUUUAAGUUGGUAAUUAUUAUCAUGGUUAUUGCAGAUGCAGCACAAGCACAAGUGAGCCGGAUGUUAUUAAUGAAUCUCUUCCUGAAAGCCAAACUGACAAUCAAGAAAGACCACCAUCAACUAAGAGAAGGAAGCUACUUGAGCCUGAACAGUCGCCUAUAGGACGGUCAGCAGAAACAGCCCUGGUACCAGAUUCAAUAGAUAUUAACAAAUCAACAGACGAAACCCUCAGUAACCUUCAGCUCAAACUUGCUGUGGCGGACAGUUUGGUUGCCGAUAGCUUAGAGAUCAAGGAUGGCACUGAUUGUGAAAAUGAUGAAGAACCAAAACGAACUGAACAUAUUGGACAUGAAAUGAUCGCUGCAAUUAAAACGGAAAAUAUUCCUGAUAGUUUGGAUGGUAAUCCGGAUCACUUCAUUGCUGAUGAAACUGCAGAUACUAAGAGAAAGCCGGGAGAUGCCCAGCCUGAAGAAAUAAAAAUUCACGUAGAGCAACAAGAAACUAGUAAAGAAAAUAGACGCUGGCCUGUGAAUGAGCAGCAUUUUGAUUCGAGACAUGUUCAAGCUGGAUUUCUCUGCUCUAAGAUGCCAAGAAAGGUUUGAAAUUAUGGAAUUCGUACCUGCUGCAUGUAUAGAACACAUUUGCAUGUAAUCUUGUUCCAGGUCACUUUCAUUACUCAUUACAGCUCUUUCCUCCAUUUAAUCAUCAAUAACAGUUUGGGUAGAAUAUUUCUGGAUCAACUACGUCUAGCUCAAUUGUCGAGCUCCAGUUGCAAUAAACCUCUACAUAUGCCUAAACUUUAUAUUCUUUCUUCUACGAAAAGGAAAAUGAAAUGCAAGAGCAAGUGGCUUCUGUUUGGUCUUAGUUAUGAGGGUUUGGGUUUGGCGUUUUGGGUGGGAGGCUCAACAGAGAAUUCUCUUCCCAUUAUGACGAUUUUAUUAACCAACUGCAAAUAAGCUUUAAUGUGCGUGUUAUUUACGUUUUUAAAUCGCGUUUUUCGGUGAGCAGGAACGAUUUAACCGAUUUCUAUGAUUUUUGGCAGAGGGGAAGAGUGCUAACGGACUAUCUCCUAUCUGAAAGGGUAUUCUCUUAAGGAUACCAAAGACCGUAGAAAUCGGUUAAAUCGUUCCUGUUGAAAAAGGCGAUUCAGAAACACAACCAGCUCGCAUAAGAAUACAAGGGUGGGGUGGGCCGAGGGGCCCGCGGCCAGCCCCUUUUUUGACAUUUUGUGUUAUUUUUAUAGAAUUCUCAGAAAAAUAAAAAUUAUCUAUAUAGCUUGCAAGUGUCCCGGCCACCCCUUUCUGAAUUUUCUGGAUCCGCCCCUGAAAUAGGUUCGGGCCACCUUAAGUUGAACGACAAACACAACUGUACAAGCAAAAUGGAAAGUUUGGGCGCGUUCCUACCGUGCUGCCCCGUAGACAAGACUAGUAACAGAAAACUAUAACUGCAGACCUUCGUGUCACUUUCUUGUUUGAUCUCCGGCGUUUUUCUUCGUUUUUCUUCAGCAUAUAAGGCACAAUUCUUGGCAACUCCUAGUAAACACUAUUAUUUCCUCUAAUACAUCAUUUUGUUGUUGCUGACUUGUGAUUUUCGAUGUUGUCUUUGAAGGUGGUUAAGGAAACCUGUGAAGAUGGAGAUGCUCAUUUGCCUCGCGACCUUUUUGUUGUUGAACAAGUGUCGUUAGUAGUUCGCAGGCCAGCCAAUGUCGCACCUACUGCACCGAAGAGACCAGGAAAUACCACUGUCAAAAACUUCAAGAAAUUUGCAAAGGUCUGAUUAAACUCUGAUUUCUUUUGUUCCUUGAAUAUUUCAGUUAUGUAAUUUUCAUAUCAUCAUACAUACAUACAUACACACAUGCAUACAUAUACUAUAUUUAAUCUCGAAUGAGAAGUAGCUAAAGAUAAGCUUGUAUAUCGUCAAAUAUCUGCCACGGAGUCACUAGUGAGCAGGACUGAAUAAGUAUAAGGGAAAGUCGUUCAUUGAGUCCGCCGUGUUUCUCUUUAAAGCCGGCACAAUUAUCUCCUUAUUUGCUGGGACCUUCACAAGACGUAAUUUAAUUAACAUUCACUUAUCAGACUUAUGACUGAGCUUCCUCUUAACCUGUCUUAACGGAAAGCAAACCCGCGGCCGUAAACUAAAACCCCAUUUACACGUGCUAAAAAAAUCGGCACGGCACGCCAAAUUUUUGGCACCGUGCUGACGAUUUUAAGGCACGGCACUCCCAUUUUUCGACGUGUAAACGUAUCGGUCCCAAAUGUAGUUUGGCACCAGUGCUCAAAAUUUUAGGGGUGCCGAGACUACCUCCCACGCGUAAACGAGGCACGGUGCCAAAAAUUUGGCGUGCGGUGCCGAUUUUUUCAGCGCGUGUAAAUGUGGUUUUAUUUGUUCAGAAUAAUGUUUAAUUUACGACUUGAUGAGACUGUUUGCCGCUUGGCCGUGAACACCGUUAACAUGAACUGGAUACCAUGCCCAGGGCUAGAAUUUGCCGGAUACUUGAUCAUCGACUUAUCAACUUAUCGUGUGUGGCUCUCAGCGCUUCAGUCAUAGUAACACAUAAAUAAGCUGCCGCUGUUUUAUGCUCAACUUGAUUAAUAUCGAGGAAAUGAGAAACAAAUCAAUGAUAAAGAAACUCUGGCCGUUACAGUAGUCUUUUCUUUUUGCAGCAAGUUUAUCCAGGUUCCAGUGUUAGUCUUCCGCGCAUUAUUGGUGGCAGUGAUUUGGAAGUUUACCAGUCUUCUGAUAGGUUGGAGAGGGACGAGUGGUUCCUGGAAGCUAGAGAGGUAGAGUUAUACUUAACAUUUAACUUAGCACCUGAUUUGCUUGUGAUAAGUGACUAAGAUUUCCAUUCUUGCUCAACACAGAAAAGAUAUGACUGUGUUGCAGUCCAAAAUCUUGUUCCGUAACUUGUGAUGCCCUUGAGCAAUGCAACUGUUCUAUCGUACCAUAAACUGGCUUACUCGAUGAAAUAAAAUUUCAAUGCUUCUGACAACAGAAGAAAAGUUUUCGUCAUUGCACUUUAAUACUUGAAAUCGCUAGUGUAAAUGAAGCUAUUUGCGCCUGAGGUUCAUGUUCAUGUUAAUUGGAUCUGGGCAGAGGCUAAGUACUGUAACAGUUUCCCCAACACUUGCAAUUAAUGAUUUUCGAGUUGCCCAAGUCGCUACUGCGAAAUCUCUUGGAGUGAGUGACCAUCGAUGAUAAUCUCGAUUGGGGUAGCCAUAUGGAGAAGAUAAUAAAGAAAGUAUCUUCUGGCAUCGGGGCCAUAAAGCGAGUAAGCACCUUGUCCCCUAAGCGACCUUACAACUUACUUACCAAGCUCCUAUUCACCCUCACUUCAGUUAUUGCAAUACUGUUUGGGGAAACUGUGGGAUAAUCUUAAGGAACAAACUUCAAAAACUACACAAUAGAGCAGCCCGUGUUUUGACAUUUUCAGACUACGAUGAAGACGUUGGUUACCUGUUUGAACUCCUAUGAUGGAAAAAUCUAGCGCGCCAUCAUGAAAUUGAAAAAAGCCACGAUGGUUUAUAAGUCUUUACACAGGUUGGCUCCAGAAUAUUUGUGUUCUAGGUUUGCAAUACGAGAAACGGCAUGUAACCUUAGAGACUCUGACAAUAAACUUUGCAUCCCUUUCCCACGGAUAAAUUAUUACAAAAAUAGCUGUAGCUAUUUUGGCGCCAUCCUAUGGAACAAAGUCCCUUGUACUGUGAGGCAAGCAGAGUCCCGUACGAAAUUCAAAUGUCUUCUUAAACAAGUACUCUAGGGCACGGCAUUCCUGAAAAGCAGCCUUUUAUUUUUUUAUGAUGUAGAUAGUUUAUAAUGUUUUCUUUUUUGAAUUGUAAUUUUUUGGCUGAUGAAUUGACCGUGGAUAAAUAAAGAUUAUGUAUGUAUCUAUGUAUCUUUCUAGGAUACUUGUGCAGACUCAUUUGUUAGCUUUUUGUGUGCCUGUGUUUCUCUUCUUAGCGACAACAUUGUACCGAGUAAAAACUUAAACUUUUGACCGAGAAAGGAAACUAGAUAGAACUAAUGUGUUGUUUUUGUCUCCUCUGUAGGUUGAUGCGGAACGUCAAAGAGAGGAGAGGCGAGCAGAGGAACUGUUUAGGUAACUCGAUUGAACUGACUCAGUUUGAAGCUCAGUUAUAAGUCUGCAUAGCGAGCAAAUGAGUGACAUGAAUUCCUCCUGGACAUGUCAACCGCAAUCUUCUCGGAAGGACCCACCUUUAUUGUGGCUAUCCUCUAAGGCUUGAAUUUGUUGUUUAUUGUUGCCUUAAAUAAUGGCGUGUUGCCGAAAACAAAAGAAAAUGUCUGUUUUCUGAACCCCAACUAGUUCAACUUUUUCAGUGCCAACUGGGGACAUUUCUUUGUCAGUAAACAUUCUGUCCCUUCCUGACAUGAAUACCCGACUAUAAACAAUGACGGAAGUCUCGGGUCUUUUACCGGUUUCAUCUAUGGUUUCAUCCAUUUGGUGAAUAUUAUCAUUUUACCGAAACAUUGUACACAUGCAUUAAGUGUUAGUUUACGGUUUGUAGUGAUUGAAAUCACUGAUGGCAAGAGAGCCCAAGAAUGAGCUAGCGGAAACUGCCCUCCUUUUAAAUUUUUUUUCUUUUUACUUUUUAGGUGGGAGGAGAGGCCAGUUAAAAAAAGAAAAACUAAAAGAUGAACGCCCGGCAAGUUCAUCACAUCAGUGCUCUUUAGACUGCAGACAAAGAUAUUUAGUUACAAACUGUAAAUAAGAAAUUAUAAACCAAUAUUGAGUUGGUCUUGCUUAAAGCUUGAUCGGCCUUCUUUUUCAAUAUGUUUUGCUCUAGCGACUGGUUUCUUUUAACGCUGGUUGAGGAGAUUUCUCUCUCUUUUCUUUUGUUUGAGUUUCCGCUCCAGUAAAUGAAAUUGCAAGCACAAAACAAACAGUUGUGCGCUUACCGGUGCUCUAUCUGGCGAUAAUGUUUUAAUAAAACCCA